GUCACGGCCUAAUCGACGCGGCGGAGUACUUCGUCCCGAUACGCUGUUUAAAGAUGGUCAGUCCCCUGAGGGAAUGCAAGGAAAGUUUAAUUUACACCUACGAGUCCGAUAGAAGUGCGAAAGGCGAGAGGAUGGAGGAACCGGAAGUGAGGAACGUCGUGAAGACUCGUGGCAAGGUGGCGGCUGAUCUGUCGCCGGUUCAAAUUUUGAACGAUAAGGGAUCUGUGCCUGAUAUCAGUUUAUGGGGUGACUUUAAUAAGAUGACGUCGUACAUUAUGGAAAUUCAGCUGUUCUAUAAGUCUUGGCACUUUUCGUAUUUCGCGCGCAUUUCUAAUAUACUGCCGGAUGUGCAGGACGAUGAGAAAAUGAGAACCGGAAGUAGGGACACCAAGAAGGCUUCCAGGGAUACCAGGAAGGAGGUUAAGACUGAUGUGAAAAUAUUUUUGGAUUCGCUCAAAUGGCGGCAUGAUUUGUCAAAAUCUCGAAACGAACCUUUGUAUUUAUUUAUGGAUUCUCUGGAGGUUAAAUUUUUACUUUUGACUUUUACCGCCAUGCAAGCUUAUCCGCCGCCGUCGGAUCCCGACAGAGUGAAUUUUUCGUAUUUAAUCGUGGAAAAGGCUAAUUUCUUUAAGAGAACCGCCGGAAACGAUCCUUUGGCUAUUAUCAGGACUUCCGGUACUGGUUCUACCGUCUUGGAAGUUGACCCUGGACGACAUAUUUUUCGAAUUUUUAUUCGCUCGGAAUUUUCAUACUUUUUGACUAUAUCGUCAGACACCAUCUUUCAUAUUGGAAAUCGGCUGAAGAUAUUUGACCUAAUGACCAAGGAAUCCGAAAGACUGGAUGAUCUGGCAAGAAAAACAUUUAUCGGAACCAUCAACGCGUUUCAAGUAUUCGGGCAAGUUGAUUAUCGAGAAAAAUUAAAGAAUUUCUAUAAAAUGUACAUGCCGCAAGACGACGAUAGGACAACCACAGAAUUUAACGUUUCCCUGAAAAAAUCGAUACACUAUUUUUUCCUCGAAGAACUUCACAAAGCAGUAGAGAGAAAUCUAACGGAGGAUCUUAUCGGCGCCCAAAGAGCCCUGAGAAUAUUUUUCCUCGAUCCUGACGUAGGAAUGAAAAUUUAUUCCGAAGAAUCAAAAGUAUCGUUCGACGGUUUCUCGAGUUCGCCGCGAGAUGGAUUCUCCAAAGAGAAAAUUGCGCAUGGUUCGAAAGAACAGGAAAUCGAGGAGCAGGAAUUCAUCCCGGUGGAUUACGACAGGGCUGCCACCAUAAUUCAAUCCUUCUUCCGUAUGAUCCUUGUCAGAUCCUACAAAAAGAAACACGAUCCUAAGCAUAAGGAGCAUUUCCAUAUCCUGGAUGAUCUCGGGAGGAUCGUCGAGUCGUUGGAUUAUGCAAAAAAAGAAUCGAUAUGGCAUCAGCUCAUCAGAGACACGAUUAACAGAGAUAAUAGAUUUAAAAGUUGGUAUCCCUGCUCAGAAGAUUUUCAACAUGUCCUGUCGAUCCAGGAGUGCAAGGGAAUCAUGAUGAACGUCACGCAGGACCAAUGGGUCCCCAUAGUACGCCUCGUAGUAAACCCCGCCAAAUUUGAAUCGGUCUUUCCAAAUUUGAAUCUCUUCGCCAAUCUACCGAAUUACACUCUGCGCGUAUUUAAUAACGAUACUGGACGUGAAUUAGAAAAAAUUAUAAACAACGUAGUGCCGAUGCAUUAUAAGCAUACGAAAUACGGUUAUACAAUUUUUGGAUACGGUUGGAGUGGAAAUUCAAAAUUCAAAGAAUUCAAUUGGACACUGAAAAUUAUAACUAUGAAAGGCGAAUCCAUAUUUUAUACGGUGAACGACGAUCCCGAGCCGAUUUCUGAUAAAAUACAAAUUCCAAAUUUGUGGCUGGCUGAAGUGUCCAACAAUUACAUUCCCAAUACAGGAAAGUUAAUAGGGAGAUGGAUAAUUGAAGCUAAAAUAAAAAGUAUCGUCUCCUUUCGACUGGUCACUUCUUAUGAAAUGGUAGAAAUAAAAUUUCGCGUGAUAAAUCAAAAAGGUUACAUUAUGUCAGAGAGUACAGGCACUUCCGUUGUGAUAUUACCACACGUGUUUUUAUUCCAAGAUUUCGAGGAAUUAUCCAAGGAAGAAAGUGUCACGAGAAUUACACCACCGGAAGUAGAAAAAUAUUAUUUGGAAGCCUAUGUACUAAAUGAUUCGUGGCCUUUGACAGAGACCGAAUGGUCAGUGGCGAAGCACGUCAAGAGACGUAACACAGUCUAUGCCUGGAAAAGCCUCAGAGUGUCGUCAUUAGGCGGAGUUAAACUGUCCAAAUCGGAUUUGUCAAAGCUGAAGCAAAUUUCAAAAAAAGGCUCAGACGUUUUGUACAUCCCCGAAAAGCCAUAUUGGGUCUUACAGACUGUCAGCGACGUUGGCAGUGGCGUAAACGUGGAAGAAGAUAAAAAGAAAGAAGAGGAAUUGGCAAAGGUGAAGGCAUCUUGGGAAAAGAACAAGCCUGGAAGACUUCAGCGUGGCAAGACGUUGAGAGAAAACUUUUUAAAUGACAAUUGCCUAGUAAUAUCUGCGUCGAUAAUGUCACAGCCUGCAGUGUCGACCUCGCCGAGUGGUCACGCUGUGCCAAAAAGUCGUUCAGUCAGUCACACAGAUGGAUCCUGGUUUCCAUUGUUCAAGACAGUUGAAAACAGAACGCUAACGCCACCACCGGAUAUUCACAAGUUUCUGCCAAAAUUGGAUCUCAGUAUUUAUGUUAAUAAGGAAGACGAGGAGGAGAAUCGUUGGUUGAAAACCGAUUGCGACGAAGAGAUGCUGCGUAAUUUGAGACUGAUAGACUUCUUCGACUUUAAACAAUCUCAGGCAGUCUUCUGGGAGGAAAUGGAGGAUUUGUUGAAGGGACAGGAAGACCGGAAUUCUUCGCUUUUGCAUUAUUAUCACGGCCGACUCGAAGAAAGAAGAAAUCUGAUGAACGAGGCUUACGCCAAGAGAUUGGCAUACUUUGCGGAAGCAAAUAAAAUGCAGAUGAGUAAAGUCAAAGGAAGUAAAAAGAAGAAAAAAUUAUGAUUUAACGGAAAUUACUAUAUGGUUGUUAAAUGUAACUUUUUUUUGUUUAUUAUUAACAAUAGAGGAUAUAAUUGAUGAAUUUUUUGGAAAUUUUGCCCAUAAAACUACUUGAGUUAUGCUGUCUGCAUACAUUAUGUGUCAGUAAAUUUUAUGAGGUGGAUCUUUUAGGCAGCAUUCUUAAUUUCAUUGGAAUUCGAUAUUAAAAAAAGAUUGCACGACAGUUUGGCAAACAUUUGGUGUUUAGAGAAAAAUUCUCAAGGAAUCAUGGUGGCGUAUUUACAAUAUCCUCGAAACGUCAACUAGCCAAACACGUUUAUGUUGACAGUACAAUUAGGCGUAACCCGCAUUACGUCAUCAUUGACACACGCUGUGUCCAGCUGAAUUAAUGAUCGUUCGAGUCACUCGUCAAUGUGCUUCUAGCAAACAAAGAAUUUCAAAACGCAAUCACUGAAGCAUUCAUUGAAAAAUCGAUUAAAAAAAUUCCACAAUAGAAAAAUGACAAAAAACAAAGCACGAAAUGACGCACAGUGCACAGUAGUGCAAGGGAGAGAAGCACGAGAGGCAAAUUUAUGCUCUUAAUCCCUGAGCUUCUCUUUUCAAGAAAAUCAUAACAAUACAAUUCGAAAUUGUAUAAUGAUACUCAAUUAAGAUCCCAAUUGACCUCCUUCGCUAAGCCCAACCCAAGACCGGAAGUGUCUAUGGGACGUGACCUAACCUAGAAAUAUCUAAUUGCACGAGUACCAAACGCAGCGACAAGAAUUUCGAAAUUCACUAAUCAAUUAGGUAAUUAUAUGUAUAAAGCAGGGCGAAGGUCGAACGACCGCGAUACCUUUAAAGUGGAGAAAUCAUGAGGAAUCCUACAUACGUGACAAAAGUGGCCAAUAAAGCAGGCAAUCUUCCAUUAUAACGUAGGCGCAUGCGCAGUAGUCGAAAAUCUCGCUAUCAACUGAUAAAACCGUCAUAUUUAAUCUGCUUAUAAUCUAUGGUGAUUUUCAUAAUUAUCUCAGGACCGAAAACCUGCAGUUCGUUUAUCUACGAGAGAUGCAACGUCUACAAGCUUAUCAAGCA
Cephus cinctus (wheat stem sawfly) is the source of this 4121-nucleotide messenger RNA. Its product is annotated as androglobin-like. Gene Ontology annotation, molecular function: protein binding. Bases 54 to 3053 code for a protein of 999 amino acids. The record is from RefSeq and is a predicted model, not a curated record. The transcript has 2 exons. Lineage: Eukaryota; Metazoa; Arthropoda; Insecta; Hymenoptera; Cephidae.